Amoebophrya sp. A120 is the source of this 1691-nucleotide messenger RNA. The record is from the annotation of a GenBank genome assembly. NCBI's taxonomy places the organism in Eukaryota, Dinophyceae, Syndiniales, Amoebophryaceae.
AUGAGUUCGGCUAGUAAAGGUGUAUCCGCUACGACCACGCCCUCGACAAAAGAGCCCACAGUGGGCAGCGGGCUGAGGGCAACUACACCAGGUGGAUCCUCAUCCUCUACCAUGAUGACAAGUGGGUUGCUGCUUGGUCUAUCCACAGUACUAUCGAAUUUCCCGUACUCGACAACGUCUACAAGAAAUUCCUGCGUUUCUGCAUGGCACAUAGACCUUUCUCUAAUCUUGAUCUAUCCUAUUCUAGAUCGUAUUCAGCACGUUUUUAACAAGCGGUGCGUGUGACUGUGAGAUUCGGGAUCAUGUUCAUGAAGAAUUAUUCAAAUUGUGAUAUUGUAUGUGGACGGUAAAUUUGCGUUGCAUAUUGUGCAGGCAAGAAAAAAUCAGAGAAGAACCUGAUCACAACAUCGUCUCUCGAUUUCGGAAAACUCGCGACAGGUACGACGACCAGCUCUAUUGAAAUAGAAGAAUCCUGGCGGGUUAUUUCUGCCAGUUUGGAUACUGGUGAUAUGAUCAGGAACAACCGGUAUGGAGCUCUGAAUAUUGCGAGUGGAACUACAAUGCCAGGCAGUGCUGCGGCCUUCCACAAUUAUGCCGGCGUGAAGAAAUCUUCCGCGACCUCGACCUCCGAUUUGCUGCAGCAGUCUGUCAUUUCCCAUUCACAAGACCGCGGGGGCUGCAGGUCCCCCCUGGACAGGUCGGGUUUUCAGCCGUCCUUUAUCCCCAUGGCACAGAGGAACAUUCAAGCGAUAUCCUGUGAAAAAACAUUCCCAAGAAUAUCCCAUAGAAGUUGCCAUGCCUGUUUGCAAUUGCAGGAGCAUUUGUAAUGCGCAUCCCCAUGACGAGACGCACUUGCGAGCGUGUUUUGGAACUUGUGAUGCUGUAGAAAGGAUAAGAAGAUCGAUUUGCUAUGCGGCUUCCGCCUUGCUAAACUGCGUUGUGUAUAUUACAGCCUGCAACCUGUCAUGCAUGACUCCCAAAGCUCCCAGCUUUGUGUUGCGAAAUCCCCAUUGGCAACUCUGGGGUGGGGACUUUUCUACAUAGCAUAAGCGAAAGUCGACACGGGCCUGAGCAAUUCAUCUAAUAUGUCGAAUAGCAACACACCAACCCAAAUCUUCAACACAAACAACAAUCCGAGUAGAGCCACUGCCGCUGCAUUUGUGUUCGGUGGAGCCGGGAUAAAAAUGAGCGGCGUUGGUGGUGCAAGUGGAAGUGCAACUGCAGGCCUCUCUGCACGAACGACUCUGAAUAUUAAACCUAAAUCCACCAAACUACUGCUGGGGGGCGACCCCAGUGCAAAAAUAGGUGCAAAAACUUCAGCAAUCGGGAACUGCUCUACUGGGCAGCAGCUCCCGCCAGGUGUUGUUUGUUCAACAAGCCUUCCGGAGGAGCCGUCUGGUGGCGGAGGGACCACGACGACUGUGAGGGCAACGACCUCUUCCGCGUCCGCCCCGGGAGCUCUUGCUAGUGACUUGAUAGGCGCUGGUGGAGGCACUAGUACCAGUACAGGCACCCGAGCAGGAACUACUACGCCACAUCAAGUGCAAGUCGCGGUCCCCGCUCCUAUACACGUGAACCGGCCAGUCAGCCGCCGCGCUACCGCCAGCACGGCCUCGACCUCCGCCGCGCAGAGCCGCCGGUCGACUUCUACAACGAAUCUCCGGGGAGGAGGCGGGGGAAGUGGUACUACA